Messenger RNA from Cucurbita pepo subsp. pepo (vegetable marrow), 669 nucleotides. RefSeq names its product ethylene-responsive transcription factor LEP-like. Lineage: Eukaryota; Viridiplantae; Streptophyta; Magnoliopsida; Cucurbitales; Cucurbitaceae. The record is from RefSeq and is a predicted model, not a curated record. Gene Ontology annotation, molecular function: DNA-binding transcription factor activity; DNA binding. Gene Ontology annotation, biological process: regulation of DNA-templated transcription.
AUGAGUCCAUCGCCGUCAAAACCCAAGAGAAAGCAGCAGCAGCCGCCGCCGGAAACGACGCCCCACCGUUUCCUCGGAGUCCGACGGCGGCCAUGGGGCCGAUACGCCGCCGAGAUCAGGGACCCUUCCACCAAAGAGCGUCACUGGCUCGGAACCUUCGACACCGCCGAGGAGGCCGCAGUCGCUUACGACUGCGCCGCCCGCUCCCUCCGCGGCUCCCUCGCUCGUACCAAUUUCCUCUACUCCGAUUCUCUCCCCCCUCCGCCGCCACCUCCCUCCGCCGCCCUCCCUCCCAAUCAAGCUCCUCUGCUUCUGCCUACUCCACCGCCUCAUUUCCACCAAAUCCCCCCUUCCAGAGACUCGCCGCCAAGCCUCUUCUCCGUCGACGGAGACGGCGGCGCUGAACUCCCGCCGUUUCCUCCCGCGAUUUCGUCGGAAUCCGAGAAUUACAAUUACAAUUACAAUUAUAAUCAGGGUUUAAUGGAAUUGCAGAACUCUGGAUUUGAAUAUUUCGAUCAGUCUCCGACUGACAUCGGAUCGUGUUUCGGAUUUGAUUCGAGCAGCGAGUACGUGCAUGGCCCGAUCUUCGGCUCAAUGCCGGCUGUUUCCGACGCCGGCGCCGGCGAGUUUCUGUCUCCGGCGGCUAAUUUCUAUUUCCCUCAGUCUUGA